Molecule: messenger RNA, 1199 nt
Organism: Gossypium raimondii (Peruvian cotton)
Lineage: Eukaryota; Viridiplantae; Streptophyta; Magnoliopsida; Malvales; Malvaceae
Exons: 4
Coding region: 203-1027 (274 amino acids)
Source: RefSeq, a predicted model, not a curated record
ACGAUGCCGUUAGGUCCCGUAACGUGUGGUUGGUUAGGGCUUGGAGGGCCCGUCUUCAACCAUUUUCUGAUUGGAGCGGCAGCUCGGAGGGAUUUUUUACAUGUAUUCUGCGCCGAAACAGUUGGAAAAUCCCAAUCCCUUUUCUGUAUACUUUCUUUGGGGGCACAAAGGCAGAACUUGUUUGUUCUCUUGAAGAUUAAGCAUGCCAUUUGAGGACUCCAAGUCAGUGAAAAAGGAGGAACCCGAAGACGAUAAUGAGGACCUCAAAAGCCUGAGUUCGAUGGCGGAGAAUCGUAAGAAGAAAUCCGCGAGUAAUAGCAACAAUGCUGCUGUUUCUAACUCGAAAUCGCGUCCCAAAGAAGCCAAAGUGAAGAAAGAAGAUCCCGUAGAGACUGAUGAUGAAGACGAAAAACCCAUCUCUAAAAGGAGCUCCGCUACUAAAGCAACCAAGCCCAAGAAGGAAGAGAGCGACGAUGAAGACGAAAAACCCAUCUCCAAAAGGAGCUCCGCUACUAAAGCAGAUAAGGAAAGGGAGAUGAAGAAAAAGAAGAAAAAGGGGGAAGAAAAGAAAGCGGCUGCUGGGAAGGAAGUGAAGCGGGAGAAGAAGGUUUAUGAUUUGCCUGGUCAGAAGAGGGAUCCUCCUGAGGAGAGGGAUCCACUGCGGAUAUUUUAUGAAACAAUGUACCAGCAAAUUCCCCAUAGUGAAAUGGCACAAUUCUGGAUGAUGGAGUCUGGUUUGCUCCCCUUAGCAGAAGCAAAGAAAGUCUUCGAAAAGAAACAGAAGAAGAUUAAGCAGCAAAAGCUGAGUUCCCCAAUGAAACCUGGUUCAGCUGUAAAGAGUAGUACAGGAUCCGUCACCGUUAAGAGAACUCCUAUGGUCUCCCCGGGUUCUUCGAAUAAAAAGAAAACAGAUUCCAAGGUUGCCCCAAAGCAGACUAAGAAACGCAAGGCCGAAGAAAGCGAAAGCUCUGAUGAUGAUUUUGAGAAUACUUUGGUCAGUAGAAUGAAGAAACAGAAAGCAAACUAAUUUUGAUUUCCACCAUAACUGAUUGUUUCUAGUUUGUUCUGUUGUGGUACUUUUUAACUCAUUUGAUUAGUUGUACCAAUACUAAUUGAAUCCGGGCCUGAUUGAACUGAUCUUAAAUGAUCAUUGCAUUGUUUAGUGAACAUUCAAUGGAAGACUGGAAGUGUUCAAAAUC